AUGGCAACCAGAUACCCCGGCGAAAGCCUCUGGACCAACCUCCCUCCUCCCGCCGAAUGCCUCGCCAUCCUCGUCGGCUGCGCCGAAUUAAUCGUCAGCGGCAUAGGCGGCCUCUCCGACGCAUCAGCAUUUGGCAAAAGCUACGGUGUAGAAAUUGAUACUCCAUCAGCAGUAGCAGAAAACAAAGAAGCUCCUCCGCUGACUCGGAAUCAAAAAACGCAAAAAGCACUCGUACAAGCGAUUUCCUUUCGCAAUAUUCAAAAUGGAGCACUGAUUCUCACGUUGGCUUGCUAUACACGAGAUCGGAAAGCGUUGGGGUUCGCGGUGCUGUAUGGUGCGAUGAGCUCGUUGGCGGAUGCGGCGAUUGUGAAAAAGUAUGGGAUUCAGGAGUUGGCGGGGGCACAUGGGGUGACAAUGUUGAAUUAUUUGAUGGUCGGGGGGUCGUUGUUGUAUUGGGCAAGGAAUGAUCCGUGGCCGUUUGUAGGGAAGGCGUGA
Sphaerulina musiva SO2202 is the source of this 495-nucleotide messenger RNA. RefSeq lists its product as uncharacterized. The record is from RefSeq and is a predicted model, not a curated record. The transcript has a single exon. The coding region runs from base 1 to 495 and encodes 164 amino acids. NCBI's taxonomy places the organism in Eukaryota, Fungi, Ascomycota, Dothideomycetes, Mycosphaerellales, Mycosphaerellaceae.